Molecule: messenger RNA, 1167 nt
Organism: Trematosphaeria pertusa
Lineage: Eukaryota; Fungi; Ascomycota; Dothideomycetes; Pleosporales; Trematosphaeriaceae
Exons: 1
Coding region: 263-1033 (256 amino acids)
Biological process (GO): N-terminal protein amino acid methylation
Cellular component (GO): cytoplasm
Molecular function (GO): N-terminal protein N-methyltransferase activity
Source: RefSeq, a predicted model, not a curated record
CGAGAGCAAUGCCGACCAGGUACCAGACGCGUCGCUCCCCUGCCGCUACCCCGCCAUCUCCUCUCGCGAAGCUGUCCAUUACUCCUGGCUAACAACUGAGUUCACUAACACCCACAGCACUAUGCCUCGCGCGCUUCUUAGCUAUUUCCCUCCAGCUUAAUUCUACCCCGCCGGCCUAGCGAAGAGCCGUGACCUCAUUCCGCAAACGCGCCACGCACGCAUCGCGUCCCGAAGCCAACUCCCAUCCCACCCAAGCCGAGCAAUGGACAUGGACGCCGACCCUCCCAUUCCUACGACCUCCCGAGCCCCCGACUCCUACAUAAAUCAAGACGAUGCCCUCGUAUACUGGAACUCUGUAGACGCAACCGUAAACGGCAUGCUCGGCGGCUACCCCCAGACAUCGCGCAUCGACCUACAAGGCUCCUCCAACUUCUUCACAAAGCUACGGCGCGGCAAGUCGCAAUCAAGCAAAACGCCGCUUGAGCAAUUGAGCAGGGCGGCGGACUGUGGAGCGGGUGUGGGCAGGAUAACAAAGGGGCUGUUGCUGGGUGUGAGCAAGCAGGUGGAUGUCGUGGAGCCGGUGAAGAAGUUCACGGACGAGCUGGUGCAGGGCUUGGGCAGCGGAGAGUGGGCCGGAGAUGGUGAGGAAACAAACGAGGGCAAGGGACAAGUUGGGGAGGUGAUAAAUCUGGGUCUGCAGGACUGGACGCCAGAACCGGGCGGGUACAACGUAAUAUGGAACCAGUGGUGUCUGGGUCAUCUUACAGAUGCACAGCUAGUGGCAUACCUUCAGCGAUGUAAAGAGGGACUAGUCAGGGAGGGAGAGUCGUGGAUCGUAGUCAAGGAGAACCAGUCCACGGAUUGGGUGAAAAGAGACAUUUACGAUGAGCAGGAUUCAAGUGUGACGCGAUCGGAUGCGAAGUUCAGAAAGCUGUUCAAGGAGGCUGGGCUGAAGAUCGUGGCCGAGGAGCUGCAGAAGGGCUUUCCAAGAGAGCUCUUUCCCGUGCGCAUGUAUGCUUUGAAGCCGGAGUGACGGACUAGAGCUAGAUGGAGGGCAGUAGGUUCUCAGCACGUUCAGGCUCAUCAUUAUACCCCGGGCAGCAUUGAAAGCGUUCAUGAAGAUGGAAUAGCUCGGAGUACCGCUAUUUGUCCGCUGUGCGCAUAGUU